Molecule: messenger RNA, 1533 nt
Organism: Priapulus caudatus
Lineage: Eukaryota; Metazoa; Priapulida; Priapulimorpha; Priapulimorphida; Priapulidae
Product: zinc finger protein 726-like
Exons: 5
Biological process (GO): central nervous system development; regulation of transcription by RNA polymerase II
Cellular component (GO): nucleus
Molecular function (GO): DNA-binding transcription factor activity, RNA polymerase II-specific; RNA polymerase II cis-regulatory region sequence-specific DNA binding
Source: RefSeq, a predicted model, not a curated record
GGAGUGAAGCCGUAUAAGUGCGAUCUGUGUGAUGCCGCAUUCUCAUUAUCGGGUAAUCUGAAGACACACAUGAUCACUCACACGGGAGAGAAACCGUUUAAGUGUGCGCUGUGUGAUGUUGCCUUUGCACAAUCGGGUGACCUGAAGACACACAUAAGAACACACACGGGAGAAAAACCGUAUAAGUGCAAUCUGUGUGUUGCCGCCUUCGCACAAUCAAGUACUCUGAAGACCCACAUGAGAACUCAAACGGGAGAGAAACCAUUUAAGUGCGAUCUGUGUGGUGCUGCAUUCUCACACAUGGGUACACUGAAGGCACACAUGAGAACCCACACUCAAGAGAAACCAUAUAAGUGCAAGCUGUGUGAUGCUAGUGUGAAGAGACACAUGAGAACUCACACUGGAGUGAAGCUGUAUAAGUGCGCGCCGUGUGAUGCCACCUUUUCACAAUCGGGUCACCUGAUGAGUCACAUGAGAAUUCACACGGGAGAGAAACGAUAUAAGUGCAAUCUGUGUGAUGCUGCCUUCUCAUAUUCGAGUCAUCUGAAGACACACAUGAGAACUCACACGGGAGAGAAACCAUUUAAGUGCGAUCUGUGUGAUGCUGCCUUCUCACAAUCGGGUAAUCUGAAGAAACACAUGAGAACUCACACGGGGGAGAACCCAUAUAAGUGCGAUCUCUGUGAUCCUACUUUCUCCCGUCUGGAUAGUGUGAAGACACACCUGAGAACUCACACUCAAGAGAAACCAUAUAAACCCCGCGUGCAGCAUCGCUCGUCCUCGGCGCUAACGAGCGGCGCGGCGAUCGUGCUCCCACGGAAGUCUCCCCCGCCGCCGCCGCGGUUGUCCACGAGUCUCGCCACCUCCGGGCGGCCGCGCCCCGUCCGCUGGUCGCACGCGGAAGCGACGGCGGACACGCGCGCGGUCUUCGAAGCUCCGCUCGCAGUGUCGGCGCCUCCCGUCACGCGAGCGAACCCAUGUUUGCGCCGAAGACGAGCAGCGAUCGACGUCCGAGAAUCCCGGUCAUCGUACAACGCGCGGGCGAGCGUGGGGGAGCCACCGUCGGGGUCUCUGCCCGCGUCGCGAGGGAAAGCGAUCGACGGCGUUGUCUCUAGGCGUUUUCCCCUGAGCCACGUCGGGUACAACAACAUAACAAAUCAGUGCAAACUGUGUGAUGCUACCUUCUCCUAUCUGAGUAGAGUGAAGAGACACGUGAGAACUCACACUGGAGUGAAGCCGUAUAAGUGCGCGCUGUGUGAUGCUGCCUUCACAUUAUCGGGUAAUCUAAAGACACACAUGACAACUCACACGGGAGAAAAACCAUAUAAGUGCGAUCUGUGUGAUGCUGCCUUCACACAAUCGGGUAAUCUGAAGGCACACAUGAUCACUCACACGGGAGAGAAACCAUAUAAGUGCGAUCUGUGUGUUGCCGCCUUCACACACUCGGGUAGUCUGGUGAGACACAUGAGAACUCACACGGGAGAAAAACCUUACAAGUGCGAUCUGUGUGAUGCUACCUUCUCCCGACUGGCU